Molecule: messenger RNA, 480 nt
Organism: Alternaria alternata
Lineage: Eukaryota; Fungi; Ascomycota; Dothideomycetes; Pleosporales; Pleosporaceae
Exons: 2
Cellular component (GO): plasma membrane
Molecular function (GO): acetate transmembrane transporter activity
Source: RefSeq, a predicted model, not a curated record
CUGGUGGUUACUGCACAAUGGGAGCUGUCCGUCGGUAACGGCUUCGCGUACACAGUAUUUAGUGCUUUUGGCCUGUUCUAUGCGGGCUAUGGUGCGAUCUUAACACCAGCCUUUGGUGUGCAGGCAGCGUAUGGAGACAACGUGAAGGAAUACAACAACGCUCUUGGGUUCUUCAUGAUCAUGUGGACGGUUUUCGCCUUGGUGUUCCUUGUAGCCUCGUUGCCGACAAACUUGGUAUACAUCAUCAUCUUCUUCUGCGUAGAGCUAGGAUUCCUCUUAGUCUCGGCGUCUUACUUUGCCGUGGCAGAUGGACAUCCAGCUGCGUCGAUCUCUCUCAAGAAGGGCGGUGGUGCAUUCUGCUUCUUGGCUGGACUGACUGGGUGGUACCUGACGUUCGCUCUGUUACUCAAAGACUCUAUUGUCGAGUUACCACUUGGCGACACUUCGAGGUUCUUUGCGAAGAGCAGAAAGGCGCAGUGA